AUGAACGUCUCACGGCCGGUGAGCCGCGCCCUUCAGACCGCCCAGAGACUACGCCCCAUGAAAUCGGCGUCACAAUGGCGGCUCUCAUUCUUCACUGGCUGUCAAUUCCGGCGCUACUCCGCCGUCUCUGCCGCCGAGCUGCAGUUCGGCCAGCCCGUGCAUGAGACUCACCCUCACAUCCUCAAAGCCGGCGAGAUCACGCCCGGCAUCACAGCCCAGGAGUACUGGGAACGACGCGCCCGCCUUGCCGAGAAGCUCCCAGACAAUGGCGUCGCCGUUCUCGCCGCCGCAGACCUUCAAUACCGUUCCGGCGCGGUCUUCUUCCCCUACCGCCAAGAGUCCAACUUCCUUUAUCUCACUGGCUGGAACGAGGGCGACUCGGUCGCCGUCAUCCAAAAGACGGGCAAGGAAUUCGGCGACUUCGUCUUCCAUCUAUUCACGAAGCCAAAGGACCCGGUCGCCGAGCAAUGGAUGGGCCCUCGGAACGGUGUUCAGGCUGCCAUCGACAUCUUCAACGCCGAUAAGGCCGCCGACAUUUCCAAACUCGACCGCCAUCUCCCCGAGAUCCUUAAGGGCGCUAGCCGUGUCUAUACGGACAUUGAGAAGCCGCGUCAGGGCGAGCAGGAGAGCAAGCUUUGGCAGCUCAUGAAGGCUGACAAGUCUUGGUUUCCCUCCGUCAAGCUGCCCCUCUAUCCCGUUGUCAACUCUCUGAGAGCCAUCAAGUCUCCGGCCGAGGUUGCCAACAUGCGCCGCGCUGGCCAGAUCUCUGGGCGCGUCAUCACCGACGCCAUGCGCAGAUCGUGGAACCGCGAGAAGGAUCUCCAUGCCUUCCUCGACUACCGUUUCGCCGCCGACGGCUGCGACGGUCCGGCAUAUGUCCCCGUGGUCGCCGGUGGCCAGAACGGCCUUUGCAUUCACUACGUCGUGAACAAUAAUGUACUGCGCGACGGCGAGACGGUCCUCGUCGACGCCGGCGGCGAAUACGGCACCUACAUCACCGACAUCUCUCGCACAUGGCCCGUGAGCGGCAAGUUCUCGCCCGCGCAGAAAGAUCUCUACGAGGCUGUGCUCACGGUCCAGCGCUCUAGUGUCUCGCUGUGCCGGGAGAAUGCGAACCUAUCUUUGGACGACAUCCAUGAUCACACCUCGGCGGGGCUGCUCGGGCAGCUCAAGAGCCUGGGUUUCGAUAUCACAUCCCGUGACAUGGACGUGCUUUUCCCGCACCAUGUCGGCCACUACGUCGGUCUGGACGUACACGAUGUGCCGGGCUACGGCAGGAGGACACCCUUAAAGAAGGGGCAUUGUGUGACCAUUGAGCCUGGCAUCUAUGUCCCGGAUACGGACCGAUGGCCAAAGUCCUUCCGGGGCUUGGGCGUGCGGAUCGAGGACAGCAUUUGUGUAGACGAGGAGUCGCCAUACAUCCUCACCACAGAGGCCGUCAAGGAGAUCGCCGACAUUGAAGCCCUUAGGGACUGA
Molecule: messenger RNA, 1476 nt
Organism: Colletotrichum higginsianum IMI 349063
Lineage: Eukaryota; Fungi; Ascomycota; Sordariomycetes; Glomerellales; Glomerellaceae
Product: Metallopeptidase family M24
Exons: 2
Coding region: 1-1476 (491 amino acids)
Cellular component (GO): mitochondrion
Molecular function (GO): manganese ion binding; metalloaminopeptidase activity
Source: RefSeq, a predicted model, not a curated record